CUGUAUUGAUACCACAGAUUGUAACUGUUCCGCGGAAGGUUCUCUAGUUUUCUCUGAUCUUCGUCUUCAACUUCAAGUAGACAUAAAAAUUAUUUGUUAUUUGCUAAUACAUAAUAAAUUGUUUCAUUUAAUUCAGUACAUCUUGGCUUAAUACAAAGAUGGCAGAAGCAAGUAAUUUCAAUUACAACACAGCUACAUCUAUCCAUGAAUUCACUGUCAAAAAUAUAAAAGGUGAAGAUGUCACCCUGGAUGUGUACAAAGGUCAUGUCUGCAUCAUUGUAAAUGUUGCAUCGCAGUGUGGUCUCACUGCAAACAACUAUAAGCAGCUUAAUGAAUUAUAUGAGCAAUAUGGAGAGAGCAAAGGUCUGCGUAUUUUGGCAUUCCCAUGUAACCAGUUUGCUGGUCAAGAGCCUGGGAACCCCGAAGAAAUAGUUUGUUUUGCAUCAGAACGCAAAGUUAAAUUUGAUUUGUUUAAUAAAAUUGAUGUCAACGGCGAUGGCGCUAGUCCACUGUGGAAAUUCUUAAAGAAAAAGCAAGGCGGUACUUUGGGCAACUUCAUCAAGUGGAAUUUUACCAAAUUCAUCAUUGACAAGAAUGGAGUUCCCGUCGAACGCCAUGGACCCAAUGUUGAUCCCAAAGAUUUGCUCAAGUCGUUGGAGAAGUACUGGUGAAAAACAGACAAAAAUGUAUCUAAUAUUUAAGUUAGCUGUAUCAUGGUACCAUUAUAAAAUGGAUACGCCAUUUGUGAUUUUUAAGGGUGAUUUGUUAUAAAUCUUUAAAAUCUAUAGAAUAACACACUUAUAUGACUGGUGUUAGAUAUACAUAUUAAUAAUUAUGCUAUUGUAGGUGGGUACUCCAUAUGUCCAUAAUUAUUUGCAAUUGUUAAUAAUAUAAUUGCUGUGGUAAUUUCACCUCGAUAUUUUAUAGCUUAUCAACUUGAUCCGCGAUCUACUGGGUGUCAGGUACAUUACACUAUCCACCAUUCCACACUAUAGUAGAAAGAAACGGAGAGCUGUUUUACCUUCUUCUAUCGCCAUUUUGAUAUUCUAGCUUUGUCACGAUUUGUAGGGUCAGACAAUCCAGUUAAAUCAUAGGACAUGAACACAUAUUGCUUGAGAAAUUAAGACACAUUAGGGACGUCACAAUGUAUUUCAUAUUUCCAUGAUGGUGGUAUUUAUGUGUAUAUGUUUAGAUGUCGCACACCACAUUCAAUAUGCUGCCCAGACCUUAAUGGAGUGCCAUACACAAUUAUGUAUUCAUGCAACGCAUAAUAUUAUCCAGGCACAAUAAUUAUAAGUUUUUAAAUGUUUUAUCUUGUGUUCUUGGAUUUUAGUUGUUGUCUAGUUAUUACAUUCACACCUAAUCACUAUCAUAUCGUGAAUUAUAUUAUAGUCUUAUCGAUGUAAAAUGUUAAUGUAUAUUUGGUUGUCAUAAUAUAUAUUUUUUUGUUAACAA
This is a messenger RNA of Achroia grisella, 1455 nucleotides long. RefSeq lists its product as uncharacterized. Gene Ontology annotation, biological process: response to oxidative stress. The record is from RefSeq and is a predicted model, not a curated record. The coding region runs from base 159 to 671 and encodes 170 amino acids. The transcript is spliced from 4 exons. NCBI's taxonomy places the organism in Eukaryota, Metazoa, Arthropoda, Insecta, Lepidoptera, Pyralidae. Gene Ontology annotation, molecular function: glutathione peroxidase activity.